Molecule: messenger RNA, 3324 nt
Organism: Hevea brasiliensis (rubber tree)
Lineage: Eukaryota; Viridiplantae; Streptophyta; Magnoliopsida; Malpighiales; Euphorbiaceae
Product: lysine-specific demethylase JMJ26
Exons: 13
Coding region: 384-3146 (920 amino acids)
Biological process (GO): regulation of transcription by RNA polymerase II
Cellular component (GO): chromatin; histone deacetylase complex
Molecular function (GO): histone H3K9 demethylase activity; transcription coregulator activity; chromatin DNA binding
Source: RefSeq, a predicted model, not a curated record
AAAUUUGUGCUUCUCUUUUUCCCUUGUAGGAGAACCGAGAAUGCUCCCCUCCAAUAAUAAAAGCCCCGCGGCGAACCAAACUCUGUAACGCUUUUCUCUCUUCUCAUUCUCUUUCGGAUCAGAUUCUCCAUGAACAAUCAUCACAAUUCACAAACACUGCUGCAACUUCACUCUUCAAUCUCAAAUUGGAUAGACAUUGCCUUCUCUGAUCAGAUCAGUUCCUCAAUCGAUCAGGGUGUUUCAUGAUGAACGAAGAAUGAAGAAUCAGAGUGUGAAUUUCUUAUUCUAUUUUAUGCUGAACUGAAGGCCGAUUUUGAUUAAACUCAAUUUUGGACUCCAUUACUUAUCUAUGGAUCUCUCUUCCCAUUGUACCUGCAGUGAGGAUGGCUGCAAUUAUUGCUAAGCAAGACCGGUUCAACCGUGAGGGUGAUCAAAAUAUGCGGAGAAUGGGAAGAACCUGUGAUGCUUCUUGGCCAGCAUCUAAGAGACGAGUUCACAAAAUCCUUAAUCACAGAAGUAUUGAGAAAAUAGGGAAACUAGAAGAGGAAGAUGAUGAUGUUGAGUGGUCACCCCCAACAAGAACAAAAAAUUCAUCUAAGAAAAUGAAAUUGACUCCUGCUUUUGAAUUCUUGGAGGGCAAAGGAAUUCCAAAGAAGCAGCGGAGUGCUUUAAAUAAGGGAAAUAAUUCUGUAGUUGUAGAUUUAGAGAGUGAUUCAGAGGAUGAAGUUUCAGAGGAAGUGUGUAUUAUAAAUAUGAGAGAGCGCAAAAGAGCUAGGAAUUCAAGUAGGGAGAUAAUCAAAGAAAAUCCUAAGGAUACAAUAGAGGGAAAUGUAGGUUUUACAAAUGCUUCUUUGCACACUUCAUCUUCUUCAUCAACAUCUUCUUCUACCUCAUCAGCUUCAGCUAUGAAGAAUGAUGGCAGUAGCAACAGCACAUGUGCACUGAGAAAUUUGAAGGCCAAAAUAGAAGCUCGCCCAAAGUGUCAUCAAUGCAUGAAAAGUGAAAGAAGAAUUGUUGUCCCUUGCCAGAAGUGUAAAAGCAAAAUAUAUUGUGUCCAAUGCAUCAAGCAAUGGUAUCCAAAGAUGACAGAAGAAGAAAUUGCAGAACAAUGUCCGUACUGUCGUAGAAAUUGCAACUGCAAUGUGUGUUUGCACUCCAGUGGUUUGAUUAAGACAUCAAAAAGGGACAUCACUGACAGUCAAAAGGUUCAGCAUCUCCAGUAUUUGAUAAAGUCACUGCUUCCCUUUCUUGAACAACUUUGUGAAGAACAAAAUCAAGAGAUACAAAUUGAGGCUUGCAUUCUAGGUUCCUCCCCCGAGAUAGCAGAAAACUUCUGUAAUAAUGAUGAGCGUGUCUAUUGCAACCAUUGUGCAACUUCUAUUGUUGACCUGCACCGCAGCUGCCCAAAGUGUGCUUAUGAACUAUGUCUCAGUUGUUGUCAAGAAAUUCGUGAAGGAAGUUUGUCAAGUCGUGCUGAAAUAAAGUUUGAAUAUGUAAACAGAGGCUCUGAAUAUAUGCAUGGUGGAGAUCCACUGCCUUGUGGUUUUGAAAAUCCUGAGGAUCAAGGGGAACCUCCAUUUGUGCUGUGGAAUGCCAAUGAUGAUGGAAGUAUUUCUUGUGCCCCAAAAGAAAUGGGUGGUUGUGGUGAUUGUGUAUUGGAGCUAAAGCGUAUCCUUCCAAUGGGGUGGAUUUCAGAGUUGAAAAAGAAGGCAAGAGAUUUAGUAGGGUUUGGCAUGGAAGGGACAAGUUUAAUGUGCAACCAUUCUGAAGCAGAAGGGAAAGAGAUGUUGCGGAGAGCAGCUUCUAGAGAAGGAUCAGAGGACAAUUACUUGUAUUGUCCUACUGUGAUUGACAUUCAAGAGGAUGAAGAGGUCUUUUGCUUCCAAAAGCACUGGGUUAAAGGCGAACCUGUGAUUGUUCGUGGUGCUCUCGAGGUAACAACUCAUUUGAGCUGGGAACCAAUGGUCAUGUGGCGUGCAUUAUGCGAAAAUGUGGACCCAGAGACAAGUGCUAAGAUGUCUGAAGUGAAGGCCGUUGAUUGCCUGGCUUUUUGUGAGGUGGAAAUUAAUACCCGCCAAUUUUUCAAGGGUUAUACAGAAGGGAGAAGAUAUGGUAACUUUUGGCCUGAGAUGCUGAAGCUGAAGGAUUGGCCCCCAUAUGAUAAGUUUGAAGACCUUUUGCCGCGCCACUUUGAUGAGUUUAUCAGUGCCUUGCCUUUUCAACAAUAUAGUGAUCCCAAGGCUGGUAUCCUUAACCUCGCUGUGAAAUUUCCACCAGGUCUACUUAAACCAGACAUGGGUCCAAAAACCUACAUUGCUUAUGGCACAACAGAAGAGCUUGGCAGAGGGGACUCGGUAACUAAACUUCAUUGUGAUAUGUCGGAUGCGGUGAAUAUUUUAACACAUACUGCGGAGGUAGCUUUAAGUGAAGAACAGCGCACUGGCAUACAACAGCUCAAAAGGAAACAUUUGGAACAGGAUGAGAAAGAACGUUUGGAGCAUGACAAGGUAAACCAUCAUCCCAUUGGGCAAAUUGGUGACUGCAGUGGUAGUCGGAAAGAGAUGGAUGUAUCAAAUAUUACUGAGCUAGAGAUCUACCCCUCUGAAAUUAGUGAAAAACGAGAGAUUUCCCAUGAUCAGCUAAGAGGUGCUAGACUCGCUGGUUUGCCCACUGCAGAUGAAACAGAUGAGAUGUGCGGUGCGUUGUGGGACAUUUUUAGGAGGGAGGAUGUCUCCAAGUUGGAAGAAUAUCUAAGAAAGCACUCUAUGGAAUUUAGGCACACUUUUUGCUCCCCAGUAAAACAAGUCGUCCAUCCAAUUCAUGACCAGUGUUUUUACUUAACUUCAGAGCAUAAAAAGAAGUUGAAGGAGGAAUUUGGUGUUGAACCUUGGACAUUUGAACAAAGAGUCGGGGAGGCCAUAUUUAUUCCUGCUGGUUGCCCACACCAAGUUAGGAAUCUCAAGUCAUGUACAAAAGUUGCUGUAGAUUUUGUCUCCCCAGAAAAUGUACAGGAGUGCCUUCGCUUAACCAAGGAAUUCAGACAGCUUCCAAAGAACCACAGGGCUAGAGAAGAUAAACUUGAGAUCAAGAAAAUGAUAAUCUAUGCAAUUGAAGAAGCAAUUAAAGAUUUAAAAGUGCUAAUAUAAUGACAUCUUCAAGCUACUCCAAGUGGCAGCUAUAGAACACACAGGCCAAAUUGUUUUUCUUUUUUCCAUUUUUAUAACAUACAUUUCUUCAGCGAGAAUGCUACCUAAUUAAAGCAUUUUUUUGAGGAUGCAUAUCACCAAUUCAAAGUUAAAUAUAGGAACGAUACCUUUGCAAGUA